UCUGCUUUUAUUCCAAUUUUUGUCUCUCACCGGCGAGUGUGUGUGAGUGCGUGUAACCGGAAAACUGUAUAAAACAACGGAUCAACGGCGAAUCUCCGGCCAAUUUCACCACCGGAAUAUCAUAUUCCGGCUAACAGUCAACGACAGUUUCAGUACACGGUGUAAUAAUGAGUUGGGUUCAAAACGGGAAAAGUCGAAAUCCCGAGAAACCGAUUCCGGGAUGCUUGGGAAGAAUGGUGGGCUUGUUUGAUUUGAAUACUGGCGUGAGAGCGAAUAAGCUGCUUACAGAAAAACCGCAUCAUGAUGGUUCUCCAUUCUCUAGGAGGCAAUCAGAUGUGACGAGAACGAGUUUAGUUGAUGAUCAGAUGGACGAUAAAGAGAUUGUAUCCGACUCAAGAAAAUCAAACGGAACACCGAUAAAGAUGCUUAUCGCACAAGAAAUGUUAAAGGAAGACGAUUGCAAGCAAAGUCCAUCAAAUUUGGUUGCCAAACUAAUGGGGCUUGAUGCACUGCCAAAUCAGCAUCAACCCGGUUCCGCUUCACACAAAGACGUUUACGAAAUACGUGAAAAUGAUUCAUCACAAAAGUUGGCUCUCGUUCGGGAGAAAUUCAUGGAAGCGAAACGUUUAUCAACCGACGAUAAACUUCGCCAAUCGAAGCAAUUCCACGACGCAUUAGACGUUUUAAGUUCCAAUAGAGAUUCGUUUCUUAAGUUUCUACAAGAACCUAGUUCUUUAUUCUCACAGAAUCUAUAUGAUUUGCAGUCGGUCCCACCGCCUCCAGACUCCAGACGUAUCACAAUCCUUAAACCGUCCAAAUCGGUGGAUAAUGAAAAACAUGUUUGUAACGAAAACGGUUCCGAUAUAUCGUUUUCUCCCGAAUGUUGCAAUACGGUUGAUAAGCCUACACACCCAACUCGCAUUGUGGUACUGAAACCGAGCUCGUUGAAACCUCAUAACAUCAAAGUCGUUUCUUCAUCAACGUCACAUGACGAAACCCUAAAUUCUUCCGUUUUAUCAAACGGUUAUAUAGGUGAUGAUAGUUCAUAUUGUAAAUCGGAAAUUGAGAAUGUCAGUGAUUCCGAAGGUGUUUCACCGGCUUCUAGACACUCGUGGGAUUAUAUUAACCGGUUUAACAGCCAAUAUACCGCUUCAUCAAGUCGUACGUCUUACUAUCCUGAGUCAUCUGUUUGUAGGGAAGCUAAGAAACGUCUUUGCGAACGAUUCGCGAUGAUGUCAUCACAUAAGAACAUCCCUGAACAAAGAGAAAUUCAUAGAAGCUCAAGUACAUUGGGUGAUAUGCUUGCCCUUACUGAUUUAAAGAAAUCAGUAAAACCCGACGGAAAUGAUGAAGUUAAGAGUUCGAGAAAUCUUUCGAGAUCAAAGUCGGUUCCAGCUAGACUUGGUGUAGAAGUUUCAGUUUCGUUGAAUGGCAAAGCGGGUGACUCGAAAGAUGUGGUGAAGGAAAAGCUGGUUAAAUCGUCAUCUUUUAAGGGGCGAGUUUCGAGUUUGUUUUUUACGAAAAGUAAAAAAGCUAGUAAAGAGAAGUCCCACCAGCCUAACGAUGUACCUCAAUGUAGUGGAUUUUCUCCCAAACAUGUUGGUAAUGAAAGAUCUCAAUGCGCGAGUGAUAUGGUUAUUGAAGACGCAUCAUGUUCCGUUUUGAGAAAAAACAUAAGUUUACCAGAGGUGGGAUUUUCUUUCACAAAAUCUGAAUUUUCCGGAAACCAUAUUGAAAACCAGGACCAACCGAGCCCCAUUUCAGUUUUGGAGCCACAAUUUGAAGAAGAUGAACAGAGAACAAAUUGUCAUCAUAGUAUAAAGCCGCAUCAGCAUGGAAUAGAGCCGAUGAAAUACAACUUGAUCGAUAAAUCACCCCCCAUCGGAUCCAUAUCCCGAACUCUAUCGUGGGAUGAUUCGGUGGGGUCAUCCACACGUCACUCCAGUAAACCUUCAUCCACACCGCUAAACCCGGAUGAAGAAGAGCAAGAAUGCUUGUUCUACGUUCAAACCUUAUUAUCAGUAGCGGGCCUCGAUAAAAUACGGUCAAAUUCACUUUUAAGCAAAUGGCAUUCACCCGAAAACCCACUAGACGAGUCAUUGAGAUCCAAGUACAUGAACUUAAGUGAAAAAGAACCGAUAAUUAGCCAAACUAAAUUAACACAUCAUAGAGCAAUCACAAAACUCGUGUUUGACUGUGUCAACGAAGUUUUGAUGGAUAUCGCGAGCCGUGGGCCCUACACUGGGGCCCAUAGUGGGCUAGAUGACAUGGCGAUGUCGUCGAUGGUCUUGGUGGACUGCGUUUGGGGUCAAAUGAAGGGGUGGUUAUCGCGGGACGAAAGGUGUGACAUGGAGGAGGUGGAUGGCGGUAGCGUGGUGGUGGAGAGGGAGGUGAUGAGGGAGGUGGUGGGUAGGGGGUGGGUGGAGGGGUUGAGAAUUGAGAUAGAUAAUACAAGAAAGGAGAUAGAAAGGAAGUUGCUAGAGGAAUUGGUGCAAGAGUCUGUGUGGGAGAUGAUUGUUAGAGCUUGCUAGAUUAAAUUUUAAGUUUUUUUGGCUUCUAGUAGUAAUGAGAUUGUAACACAGUUGUUUGUGUACCAUCAAACAUUAUUAUAACGUCUUAAAAGUUUUAUUAAAAAUUGUACUUAUUUUACUCGCA
Molecule: messenger RNA, 2655 nt
Organism: Helianthus annuus (common sunflower)
Lineage: Eukaryota; Viridiplantae; Streptophyta; Magnoliopsida; Asterales; Asteraceae
Exons: 6
Coding region: 168-2531 (787 amino acids)
Source: RefSeq, a predicted model, not a curated record